Messenger RNA from Topomyia yanbarensis, 5157 nucleotides. RefSeq lists its product as uncharacterized. The transcript has 2 exons. Gene Ontology annotation, molecular function: nucleic acid binding. The record is from RefSeq and is a predicted model, not a curated record. Bases 1 to 5157 code for a protein of 1718 amino acids. NCBI's taxonomy places the organism in Eukaryota, Metazoa, Arthropoda, Insecta, Diptera, Culicidae. Gene Ontology annotation, biological process: DNA integration.
AUGGCAACCAAGACAGAAAAGAAGCUGUCAGAGUACGUGAUCCAGCGGAAAGGGAUUCUUGUAGUGCAGAAGGCAGUGGAAAAGUUCGCGGAGAAUUUCGAUUGCGAUCGGGAUGCGUGCCAAAUUCCAAUUCGCCUUGAUUCACUGGACCGGAUCUACAAGGAGUACCUGGAGGUACAAGGACAGAUCGAGUUGUAUGAUAAACCGGAGAUGUUGGAUACCCAUCUGCAAGAGAGAAUGGAUUUCGAGACGCGUUAUUGUACGGUCAAAGGAUUUCUGCUGUCCAAUCGUGCUGCGGACCUCAACCCAACCAUGCUGAACAGCACUAUGGCGGCACCUGCCCAUGCUUCGUCCUCGUUUCAUCUACGAUUACCUAAGAUCGACCUUCCCAAGUUUAGCGGUGACUUCUCACGUUGGCUCGCUUUCCGUGACACGUAUACGUCGAUGAUCCACAGCAAUGCAGAUAUUCCGACGGUUGCGAAGCUGCAGUACUUGCUGCAGUCGCUGGAGGGAGAAGCCCGGAAACCUUUCGAGUCCGUAGACAUUGAAGCGGACAACUACGCAUCGACUUGGGAAGCAUUGCUAAAGCGGUAUGACAACAAGCGAUUCCUGAAGCGUCAGCUCUUCCGAGCAUUGUACGACCUCCCACCGGUCAAGCGAGAAAACCCUCCAGAAAUCCAAGGAUUGGCUGACGAUUUCCAUCGGCAUGUGCGGGCUUUGGCAAAGUUAGGCGAGCCAGUCCAUUAUUGGGACACCCCGUUGGUCAACCUCCUUUCCUACAAGUUGGAUCCAACUACGCUACGUGCUUGGGAGGAGAAAACCAGCAAUAACGACGACGUUACCUAUGAUAUGCUGAUCGAGUUCCUCUACCAGCGUGCCCGAAUGCUGACAUCUGUCGUAACUGACCUGCAAUAUCGGUCCCAACAACCGGUUACAGCCAAGGUGGCCGGUCCGAUUCCAACCCCAAAGCCGUUCAAGGUGGCGUACAAGGCAGCUACCGUUGAACCGAACUACAGUGCUCCGUCGUGCCUCGCUUGUCCAGACAAGCAUUUCCUCUUCCAAUGUCCUGCAUUUUCCGAGGUGUCCGUCCGCCAGCGCCGUGAGCUGGUUUCCCAAAAGCGCUUAUGCUGGAAUUGUUUCCGUACUGGACACCACUGUCACGAAAAACACCACUCCCUGCUGCACGAGUCAGAACCGCCGAAGAUGCUAUCGACUCGUAUUAUCGAGGAAAGUCAGCCGAUUCCCUCGACGUCCGCCAUCGCUGACCCUUCCAGCUCGGUGAAGCCGAACAGCCAAGUAAGCCUAUCGGUUCAGGCUGAGCACAGUACAGUUUUACUGGAAACUGUUUCCCUCUUCGUCGUAGAUCAGGAUGGCAAGAAGGUCCCCGCACGCGCACUUCUAGAUUCCGGAUCCAUGUGCAACUUCAUCACCAAGAAGCUUGCAAAUUCCCUGAACCUUCAUCGCACCAAGGUGGAUAUCGCAGUAGCUGGUAUAGGUGAAGCCACCAAGCAGAUUAAGUGCCAAUUGACUGCUAUGAUCCAGUCGAAGUCGACACCGUACUCUACCAAGCUUGAGUUCCUGAUCCUCAAGAGACCGACGGUCAACCUUCCGACCGUUCCGGUCGACAUUUCCGCGUGGAAUCUUCCCAAGUUGUCGUUGGCAGACCCCAGAUUCCAUAUCCCAUCCGACAUUGACAUGGUUGUCGGUGGUGAAGCGUACCAUGAGCUGCAUCCUGGCAGCAAGCGUUCCCUGGGAGAGGGAUUACCGCUGCUAAUAGAGACGGUGUUCGGAUGGACUGUUUCCGGGAAGAUAUCCAUCAAUCAUCCCACUAUUCCCCGCGUCUGUCAUCUAACCACUGUCGAUCGCAGCUUAGAACAAGCGUUGCAGAAGUUCUGGGAACUAGAAGCUGUUGAGCCGUGUUCUGUGUAUUCCGUAGAAGAAAAACAGUGUGAAGAACUUUAUGCUACUACCACCACUCGCGAUUCGUCCGGUCGUUAUCUCGUUCGUUUGCCACUCACCCGUGAUCCGCUAGUCAACCUCGGCGAAUCCAGAGCCAUCGCCGAACGUCGUUUUCUGAGCCUUGAGAAGCGACUAGAGCGUGAUCCACCCACCAAGGAUGCAUACUGCAAGUUCAUGGACGAAUACGCACGAAUGGCGCACAUGAAGAAGCUCGUCGAUCCAGUAGACGAUGCGAACCCGCACUGCUACCUCCCGCACCACCCUGUGUUCAAAGAAUCCAGCACAACCACGAAGGUCCGAGUUGUUUUCGACGCAUCGUGCAAAACAUCGUCAGGAUUUUCCGUCAACAAUAAGCAGCUCAUUGGACCUGUCGUCCAGGAAGACCUGUUAUCUAUCGUCAUGAGGUUCCGCACACACCCGAUUGCCAUUGUAGCCGACAUCGAGAAGAUGUACCGACAGAUUCAGCUGCAUCCCGAAGACCGACCGCUUCAACGCAUUCUCUGGCGUUCCAACCGCGACGAUCCGCUCAUAGCGUACGAGCUCCAAACCGUUACGUACGGGUUUGCAUCCGCGCCAUUCCUAGCAACUCGCACCCUCCUACAAGUUGCACAGGACGAAGGCGACAAGUAUCCCGCCUCCGCAGAUGCUGUGAAACAGGAUUUUUACGUCGAUGACUUUUUAUCGGGAGCUGACGAUGUCCAAUCCGCAAUCCGCCUUCGCCAAGAAGUUUCCGCCAUGCUUACGUCAGCUGGCCUUCCGUUAAAGAAGUGGGCAUCCAAUUCCUCCGAAGUCCUUGCGCAAGUCCCGCAAGAAGAUCUCGCUCUACUGCCACUGCAUGAUCUUCAGGACGAACAAUCCGUAUCCACCCUAGGACUCGUGUGGGAGCCUAAGUCUGAUACGAUGCGCUUCAAGGUCCAGUUGCCUCUACCAGCACCCGUUCUGACCAAAAGGAAGGUCAUGUCCUACAUUGCGCAGAUCUUCGACCCACUAGGACUAGUUGGCCCGACAAUCACCGUAGCGAAACUGUUCAUGCAGCGUCUGUGGGCAUUGAAGACCGACGCAGGAGAUUCCUACGAGUGGGAUCGUCCGCUACCUCCGCAUUUCCAAGGCGAAUGGAAGGAGUUCCAUGGUACGCUAGACGCAAUCUCCACAAUCCGCAUUCCCAGAUUCGUGUCGCAGGUCAAGACCGAAACCAUCCAGCUCCAUUUUUUCUCCGAUGCUUCAGAGAAGGCAUAUGGCGCAUGCUGCUACGUCCGGUCUGAAUCCGCUGCAGGAAUUCGUGUUCAGCUGCUAACGUCAAAAUCCAAGGUCGCACCGUUAGCCACCUACCAAUCGAUUGCGCGCCUAGAGUUAUGUGCCGCCGUGUUGUCGGCUAGUCUAUAUGAGAAGGUGAUGAAGUCCCUUAAGACAGCGUGCGAAGUGUUCUUCUGGGUUGAUUCGACGAUAGUCCUCUACUGGCUGCAAUCGUGCCCAUCGCGCUGGAAAACGUUCGUGGCAAACCGAGUGUCCACAAUACAAUCCACUACCGGAUCUUGCUCCUGGCAGCACGUUCCCGGAGAAUUCAACCCUGCAGACCUUAUAUCCCGAGGUGUCAAUCCGGCCGAUAUCGUGAACCUCGAGUUUUGGUGGAUAGGACCGCAAUGGCUAUCGGUUUCUAUCGGUUUCAUCACACCACUGGCCACGCACUGUGCUGCCAGCGUGCGAUUUGUCCACAAUGCCAGAGAUCAAAGUCGCUACUCCAGCUUUACGAAGCUACGACGUUCCAUCGCGUAUUGGAUGCGAUAUUUUCGCUCUCUACGAGCUGCCGUCCAGAAGACCAAACCAGAGCCGUUUGAGUCUCUUUCCACACCUGAUCUACGCGAUGCUGAUCUAGCAUUGUGCCGAAUUGCCCAACCAUCGUUGAAGUGGCUGAAACCGGUGAUGUAUAAAGACGGCGUUAUUCGAGUCGGUGGGAGACUCAAGCACGCCGCAGUUUCGGAAGAAGUGAAGCACCCGAUAAUGCUGCUUGCGAAGCACCCGCUAUCCGUGAUGUUGUCAGAGCACUACCACUACAAUCUGCUGCACGCAGGACCACAGCUGACGUUAACCACGAUGCGCCAGAAAUUCUGGGUGAUUGGAGGACGCGACCUCGUUCGCCGCACGUACCAUCAAUGCCACACGUGUUUUCGUAGCAAACCCCGUUUGAUCCAGCAAACCGUAGCAGACUUGCCGUCCUCGCGAGUUUCGCCAACCAGACCGUUUUCCGUAUGCGGUGUAGACUAUUGUGGGCCUGUCUACAUUAAAUCACCGAUACGAAACCGUGCACCGACGAAGGCAUACGUCGCGAUCUUCGUGUGUUUCUCCACCCGCGCUGUCCACAUCGAACUAGUCUCGGACCUAUCUACGCCAGCCUUUCUGGCUGCCCUUCGCCGUUUCGUCGCCCGCAGAGGAAGAAUGAGGGAGAUCCAUAGCGACAACGGCACCGCAUUCAAGGGAGCGUCCAACGAGCUCAACCGAAUCCACCAGAUGCUAAAGUCCGAUCAAGGUGGACGAAAGCAGAUCCUCGAUUGGUGUUCCGAGAAUGAGAUCACGUGGCGAUUCAUUCCACCUCGCGCUCCGCACUUCGGCGGUCUGUGGGAGGCAGCCGUCAAGUCAGCUAAGCACCAUCUGCUGCGGGAGAUCGGCUGUGUGAACGUCGGUUACGAGGACAUGAUAACCAUACUCACCCAGAUCGAGAUGUGUCUAAACUCCAGACCUCUCACCGCGAUACCAUCCGAUCCGUCAGACCUGGAAGCUCUGACCCCAGGCCAUUUCCUGGUGGGAACCAGCCUACAAGCCGUUCCAGAACCGUCACUUUGCGAUGUACCCGACAAUCGACUUUCACAUUGGCAGCACACCCAGAAGCGUGUCCAAAGGAUUUGGGCAAGGUGGUAUCCCGAGUACCUUCAGCAGCUGCAGUCACGAGCCACGAAGCAGUACCCCAAGGUCACCAUUGAACCCGGACGAGUUGUGGUGAUCAAGGACGAAUGUCUGCCGCCAACUCAAUGGCCACUAGGAAAAAUCAUCCAGGUACACCCGAACAAGGAUGGAAUUGUUCGCGUUGUCACCCUGAAAACCGCCACAUCCGAUUCAGUUGUCCGGCCAGUCGUGAAACUGGCCUUGCUUCCGACACCGGAAACGCAGUCCACAGCGUUUGAUCCCAGUUCGGACGAAGAAUAG